Molecule: messenger RNA, 855 nt
Organism: Centropristis striata (black sea bass)
Lineage: Eukaryota; Metazoa; Chordata; Actinopteri; Perciformes; Serranidae
Exons: 5
Coding region: 1-855 (284 amino acids)
Biological process (GO): response to bacterium
Source: RefSeq, a predicted model, not a curated record
AUGAUCACUGGACUGGCUGCUUUGGUUCUACUCGACCUGAUUCAGACUGCAGAGGUUUCUCAACAGAUGUCUUUGACUGAGGCUGAAGUUGGUGGAAAUGUUACUCUUCCCUGUCCAGUUUCUGGAAUGGUUGAAAAUUUUUUUUACUGGUACAAGCAGUCUCCUGGACGAAUGGUCCAAACAGUUGCUUCUGGGCUUCAUGGCAAAUCAACAGUCAGUGAACAAUUUUCACGGUUCACAGCAACAAAAGAGGAUGAUCAGUAUUUUCUUACCAUCAUAAAUAUCAGCAAAGAGGAUGAAGCAACAUACUUCUGUCAGACUGUGUCUGGGUAUUUAUCGAGUUUGGUCAGUGUCACCUUCUUGGCUGUGAACGAUGGUAAUCAUCAGAAAUCUUUCUACGUGAAACAGAGUCCAGAGACUGAGAUGGUCCAGCAGGGCGACCCAGUGACUCUCCAGUGUUCUCUUCUCUCCAAGAACAAAGAAAACACAGACCAGUGUCCAGCUGAACACAGUGUGUACUGGUUCAGAUCUGGACCAGGAGCAUCUCAUCCAGGCCUCCUUUACACCCACAGUGAUGAACAAGAGGAAAGAAGUUGUGUCCACAGUCUGUCCAAAACUAUCCAGAACUCCUCUGAUACUGGGACUUACUACUGCGCUGUGGUCACAUGUGGACAGAUCCUGGUUGGUGAAGGAACUAGAGUGGAGACAAGAUCAGAACUGGAUCCAGUUGUCCUGGUUCUUGGAGUCCUGUUGGCCUGCUGUCUGACUGUGAUUGCCGUCCUUACAUAUAUUUUGUAUCGAAGGAGCAACCACUGCAAAGUGUUUGACACUGACUAUACUGACUUGUACCUGUGA